Messenger RNA from Olea europaea var. sylvestris, 1105 nucleotides. RefSeq names its product dof zinc finger protein DOF1.6-like. The transcript has a single exon. Lineage: Eukaryota; Viridiplantae; Streptophyta; Magnoliopsida; Lamiales; Oleaceae. Gene Ontology annotation, molecular function: DNA binding; DNA-binding transcription factor activity. Gene Ontology annotation, biological process: regulation of DNA-templated transcription. The coding region runs from base 74 to 829 and encodes 251 amino acids. The record is from RefSeq and is a predicted model, not a curated record.
UCAACCUUUAUAUAAAUCCACAUGUAAAAACAUCCUUAAACCACUCUCUCUCAAAAUCUUUGCUUCUUUCUUCAUGGAAACCUUCCUCAGCACAUCCACCUCACCGGAAACGCCAACCUCCCACGUAACACACCCACGAACGACAUCAGAAUCCAGCGAGUGGAGGAUGGCAAGGCUUGGGACAUCGGCACCGGAGCCGGAACAACUGGCUUGCGCUUGCCCCCGCUGCGAGUCAACCAACACGAAGUUCUGCUACUACAACAACUACAAUCGGUCACAGCCCCGCCACUUUUGCAAGUCCUGCCGCCGAUAUUGGACGCGUGGUGGCUCGUUGCGCAACGUCCCCGUCGGCGGUGGUACCCGGAAAUCAGCCUCCUCCCACAAGCGCUCCCACGCCAUCUCCACCGCCGCCGUCCAUAUCACUACCACAAGCAGCUUGGUUACUAAUGUAACGACUCGAGCUGAAAACCCUGUUGAGGUGAACGGGGUUUCCGUGGGUACAGGUUCGGGGUCGGGUUCUUUAAUGAACUUGAACGAUUCUGUUCUUCCAGAGACAGAGUGCUUGAGUUCUUGGUUUAGAGGGCAAAUGGGUAUGGAUUGUGGGAUUUUGCCUUUGAAUGUAAAUGAACCUGGGCCGAAUUUGAGUUAUGGGCUUGGUGUUUUGGACUGGCCCAUGGAGGCAGUCGGCGGCGAACAUGGUGGCGCCAUCGCGACUGAUGGUUCACCUAGUUGCGACACGUGGCAGAUGAAUGAGGCGGCCGAAGGUGAUUGCUUUGCUUGGCCGGAUCUCGCUAUUUCUACAUCCACAAUAGGAAAAGGUCUCAAUUGAACCCAGAAAAAAAAAAAGGAAAAAUUAUAAAAACGUGAAGGAUAAAAGGGUUUGUUUUUGGUUUUGUAAUUUCAGAGUAGUACUCUUGCUAGGGUUUAAUGGAACAACUAGGUAUGAGAUUUUGGUAAUGUACAAGAUUAGACUGCAUAUGGUUUAUAGGAGAGGCAUCAGUGGAUGAGAUGCUGGUUCUAUGGCCUCUAUAGAGUUGUAUUGUAAAUGCCAUGGGUUAUGAUGUUAUAGUUUGGGUAAUUGGCACAAACAAUUUUAUCGAUUGUU